AUGGAAUCAACAUUUUUCGUCAAGUUACUACAAGGAAAGCAGGACAAAGAGGAAGUUAUGGAAGAGAGCGACGAAAUGCAUACCAUCUCGUUUAUAUCGUGCUUCUUCGUUCAUCUGGGAUUUUACAUUUUGAUCUUUGUGGGUGCGCUAAGUGCGCUGGUACGGCCUCCGCAAUUGACGCGAGAAAAAAACCGUGUGGGAUACCCGCCACUUUACAGUCGAUUGGAAACGUUUGUAUCGCUUUACUUGCUCGGAAGGCUGCGAGAUUGUUUGUCGAACCCAAUUUGUAGUGUACCAGGCGCCGAAGUUGUUUUGAAACAGCGCGUGUUUGAGAAGGAGGGUUGCAUUUCUAAUUUUAAAUUUACGGGACGUAGAGUGAAAUGCAUCAACAUGGUUUCGUACAACUACCUUGGGUUCGCGGAAAAUUGCGGAGGAGGCUCGGAUUUUGCUAUCAAGGCAAUUUACGAGAAUGGACUGUCGACGGGAAGCACACGCCUUUUGUAUGGUUCACUGGAUAUCCACAGCGAGCUGGAAAAACUGACCGCCGAGUUUCUGGGAGUAGAAGAUUCACUAUCCUGCGGAAUGGGCUUUGCGACCAACUCGCUUAAUUUACCCGUUAUAAUAUCGAGGGAGUGUCUUGUAUUAAGUGACGCAAAGAACCAUUCCUCAAUUAUUCUGGGUGCGAAAAUUUCGGGUGCUACGAUAAAAGUGUUCAAACACAAUGAUGUCGACCACCUAGAACUCCUACUGAAGGAGGCUGUAUAUUACGGCCAAAAUCGGGUAGGGGAUUACAAACCUUGGAAGAAGAUUUUUAUAAUAGUUGAAGGAAUGUACAGUAUGGAAGGAACAUUCGCACCAUUACCGCAGAUCAUUGCUCUUAAGAAAAAGUAUAAGGCGUAUUUGUAUGUAGACGAAGCUCACAGUAUUGGAGCCAUGGGAAAAAGUGGAAGAGGCGUUGUUGAGUAUUAUGGUUGUAACCCCAAAGAUGUUGAUAUUUUAAUGGGUACGUAUACCAAGAGUUUUGGAGCGGCUGGCGGUUAUAUCGCAGGGUCCAAGGCGUUCAUCUCACAUAUGCGGUCGAAUAGUUACGCGUCGAAAUACGCAUGGUCCAUGUCACCCCCUGUAGCCGCACACAUUGUGGGGGUACUUAAAAUACUUAUGCAAAUGGACGGCACGACCAUAGGCCAAACUCGACUCUCAACUAUGGCCAGAAACACCAAGUACUUUCGGCUCAAGUUACGACAGAUGGGACUCAUUAUUUACGGAUGCGAGGACUCGCCAGUGGUACCGAUACUCUGCUACUUCUACUCCAAAAUGGCCGCAAUGGUUAGAAACUUGAGGGAACACAAGGUCGCCGUUGUCGGUGCCGGUUAUCCUGCUACGCCUUUCCUAGAGGGGCGUCUGCGAAUUUGUAUUUCAGCGUGUCACACCAAGGAGCAGCUCGAUUACGUUCUGGAAGUCAUCGCAAAGGCCUCAAAUGAGUUUGGAUUGUUUUAUUCCAAACUUCCUCGAAGUAAUAGAUUCAUUGAGUACUAAAAGCUAUAAUUUAAUUAACGACACCGUGCGUGCUCUAUUUUUGUGUAUAUGUAUUUAAUCAUUAUUACCUGAUCUCUAUAUAAUAUGGUACUGUUAUUCAUGGAAGGAUUAUUCCAUAACUCCAGUGAUUAGCUAACGGGUUGAGUUUCAUCGAGAGGUGUAGAAAAUAAACAGCCUCAAAUAAAAAAUUUUUCCAUACAAUUUAUGGUUUCUCACAGCACACUCACCCUUAUUGGGAGAUAGACAUGGUAAUCUCGCAUCAGGAAAAUACUGUAACGUGAUUUAUAAAUUCGGGUUCGAUUUAUAUCAAUAUUUAUUAAACAAAACUAAAACACUAUAAAA
Molecule: messenger RNA, 1878 nt
Organism: Photinus pyralis (common eastern firefly)
Lineage: Eukaryota; Metazoa; Arthropoda; Insecta; Coleoptera; Lampyridae
Product: serine palmitoyltransferase 2-like
Exons: 5
Coding region: 1-1536 (511 amino acids)
Biological process (GO): sphingosine biosynthetic process; ceramide biosynthetic process
Cellular component (GO): serine palmitoyltransferase complex
Molecular function (GO): pyridoxal phosphate binding; serine C-palmitoyltransferase activity
Source: RefSeq, a predicted model, not a curated record